Daktulosphaira vitifoliae (grape phylloxera) is the source of this 2554-nucleotide messenger RNA. RefSeq lists its product as uncharacterized. Bases 65 to 1264 code for a protein of 399 amino acids. The transcript has 5 exons. The record is from RefSeq and is a predicted model, not a curated record. NCBI's taxonomy places the organism in Eukaryota, Metazoa, Arthropoda, Insecta, Hemiptera, Phylloxeridae.
UAUAAAAAGAAAAAUAUACUUAAUUCGAAAACGUAUUUCGAAUUGCUAGGCAGAAGACAAUACAAUGGUAAAUACUAAGUAUAUAGCUUGUACAUUUUUGUACCUUUUGGUACUCCCAACUCCAAAUUUUGCAAACGUAAGCUCAGGAAUUCAAAAUGGAGAGAUUCAAAAUGAAGCAUGUGGAAACCCUGAAAUUGAACUUGUUCCCGGAGUUAAACUUGAUGGCGUUGUUCCAAAUUCAGUAGCUUUACUUCCAAACAUUGGAAGUAAUUUGCCUGCUGGUAUCGCUUCAGAAACCGAAUUGUUAAAAAUUUUAAGUACUGAAGCUUUGAUAUCCGAUCUUCCUCCUAUCACACUCGUUAACAUCAUAUUCUACUUGGCUUCCUCUACCACUUUAUUGUCAAAUAUACCUUCCCCGUGUAUUGUAAAUUUAAUUAUUACAUUAACAAAAGCACCAAAGCUCUUGUGCUCGCUUACUCAACCAGCACUUUAUGCUUUACUUGCCGUUAUAACAAGCAACCCUGGAAAUAUUACACAUGUACCCCUUCCCAUAUUAGCUAAAUUUAUUACUCUUUUGCUUUCAACAUCACCAGGCACUCUUUAUUCUGCUCCCACCUCAACUUUGGCCAUUUUAAUAGGCCAAGUAACAUCACCAAUUAUCUUAUCUGCGUUGCCACAUAAUGCACUUCUCAAUCUGAUCACGCUAUUAUCUCUAAAUGUAGGACUUUUUAAUGCUUUACCUAUUUCAACUAUUGUAUCACUUUUAACAUACUUAUCAACAUCACCAAGUAUACUCACCGCAUUACCACCUAGUACACUGUUCGAUUUCUUGGAAAAUUUGUUUGACACUUUUGCUGACUCUACACCAUUCCUUGUCAAUGUCGUACCUACCGCUAUCCUUGCUAAAAUUCUUUCAACAGUACUCACGCCUUGUAUUUUGACAGUUCUUCCAACAAAAACGUUUAACCUACUUUUAUGCGUUCUUGGAUCGGCCCCAGCAUUAUUAGGAGCAUUACCUACAUGUACAAUAGUUUCACUCCUCACUGUUUUGGCUUCUUCGCCAAAUAUUUUAGUUGACAUCACUCCAACCUUCCUUGUCAACAUCCUUGUACAAAUUGUUACAUAUCCAAACUUAUUAACUGCCAUACCUUUACAAUUGAUCAUUGCGUUGCUAAAUGCUGUUGCCACUUACUUGCCAACCGCUCUCAACGCCAUACCUCCUUUUGUAUUGAACACAUUAUUAGGUUGUGGUAUUCCCGCUUAAGAUUGCUGAUUUUUUAAAUUACAUUGUUAAAUACAUUUUUUCGUUUGAAAUAUAAAACGAAAACUUGAGAACUUAUAAUUACGAGUGAACAUAGGUAAAUCAAAAUCUAUUUCAAAUUGUACUAGUUUUUAACCAAAAGUUUUACUUUCGAUUUAUAAUAAUUGUAAGCAAAAAUUGUUUCCAUAGCGCAUUUAAAAAACAAAAUAUUUACACUGUUUAAAAUCGUUUUCUAUGUUUUAUAAACCAAUAAACAUUUUAUUUAUUUUUUAAUCUGUAUUUUAACAAAAAAAAAAUAAUAAUCAUUAAAUACAACUUUUUAAGUGUUUUAAUUUACUUAUGUUUUUAAAAAUACUUUAAAAAAAAAACAUUUAUACUAUUAAAAUUGGAUAAAAUUCAAUUUUUUAUAUUAAUUAUUAUUAUUUAAAUUUUUACUAUCUAAAAUAUUUAUUUUUUAAUAUUAGGAAAUAUCUGUACAAUAUUCGAUAUCAGUGAAAAUUUUGUUCUAUGAUUUAAGACAUUUAAAAUACAUAAUAGUAAAAUUUGCACAAUGUAGAUUGUUACAGAUAUAUAUUUAUUUUUUAUUUUACAACUAAGUAUGGCAAAAUAAUCCAGUAAGUUUUUAAAAAAGAAGGAAUUCCAUACAAUUUACAAUUAGGUACAACUUACAUAACAUAAAUGAUACCAUCUUCAAUAUAGUAAUUCAGAAUAAUAAUUAAUUAAUUUUAAUUAAAAAUGAAUUAUUUAAUUAUCUAUUAUUAUUUGAUUAAAGUUUAAUAAUUGUUAUUAAUUUGCUUUUAACAAUAUAGCUGAAAAUUUACAGACAAAAUCAACUUUUUUUAACUCAUUGCAAGUUUUUAAUAUUCUGUAUUUAUAUGUAGAGUAAGAACAAAGAUACAUUAUAAUUUCAUUAAAAUAAAUCAAACUUAAUAGUUCCGAAAAUAAUUUUUUUUUCUUUAGUCAAAUAAAAUAAUAGUCCUUUAGAUAAGGCUUUUUAAUAUAUAAAUUUUUAGCUGAAAUAUUUUUUUUUGCAACUACUAGUUAAAAACAAAUCUUUUUAUGCAUUCCAAUUCAUGUAACAACUAUCUACACAAUGUAUUGUAUUAAACAAUUUUACGGGAGACAUUUUAAUCGCUAUUAGAUUUAACUAAGUUAUUUAUACUUAUAAAAAUAACUGGCGGUGCUAAAAUUGCUUAUUAAUUGAAUUAGGUGGUUUGAAAUUAUUUAAAUUUAAUUAUAAUAAAUUGUUUAAAAUUUAUCGAAUGUAAAAUAAAAAUGAAAAAUACAUUUUAA